GCCUCUGCCUGUCAUGGCGUCCGAAGGCCGCUUGGGCCAGAAGCAGCCGUCUCGAUCGCGGCGGCGGCGGCGCUGCUCAUGCUGCCGCCGCCUGUAGCGGAAACGCCUCGCUGACAGAGGGAGGGGAGCUGUCCGCCGAGGGCAAUGGAGGGUUUGGCGGAGCUUCCGCCCCCGCCGCCGCCAGCUUUGCUUCCUCCCGCCCCCCUGGGCGCGCUCGAGCGGGGCGGCGGCGCCCCUGAGGCGAGUCGCGUCUCCCCUCAGGAAGAGGCGGGAAUCGCCUCAGAGCCUGACGAGGCGGCGGCAGCGGCGGCAUCUGAGGAGACGCGGGAAGAGGAGGAGAAACGAGGGGCGGGAAGCUCUUCGACGGUCCUCUCAGAGGCGGCCGCGUCUCUCGCUUCCCGCCUGGAAGAGCCGCCGCCGGUGGCCGAGAGCGACCGAGAUGCGACGACGCCUGAAAGCCCCUCCCGGGCUGAGGCGACCGUGGCUCCGUUCCCAGGCAGCGGCGGCGGCAGCGUGGUCUCGGGGGCCGGCUCGCUGAGCCCGGCGGGCGGCGAGGAGUCCGCGAGCCUGGUCGACUCGCUCGGCUCCUUCUCCAACCUGCCGUCCUGCGACGGGGCCAGCAUCUCCGACCUCAACGGCGGCGAGGACGACGACGACUCCGAGGAGGCGGCGGCGGCUGCGCCCAGGAGUGCCCCCGUCGCCGGCGGUGAAGACGACGAGGAUGGAGUCAGCCCUAGCAAGGGGGCUGCGGCAGGAACUACUGCCGCCGCCGCUUCUUCGUCGUCAUCCUCCGCCUCGCCAUCGCCGCUCCUGCUCCUCCCGCCGGGCGCCAAGGAGCGCUUCCCGGGUCAGUCGGUGUACCACAUCAAGUGGGUGCGCUGGAAGGAGGAGAACACGCCCAUUAUCACCCAGAACGAGAACGGGCCCUGCCCGCUCCUGGCCAUCAUGAACGUACUGCUCCUGGCCUGGAAGGUGAAACUACCACCAAUGAUGGAAAUCAUAACUGCUGAGCAGUUGAUGGAAUACUUAGGGGACUAUAUCCUUGAUGCAAAACCAAAAGAAAUAUCUGAAAUUCAGCGCUUAAACUAUGAGCAGGUAAUAAAUAACAAGCUCUUCUUAAGAAAUAUGAGUGAUGCAAUGGCAAUCUUGCAUAAGCUUCAGACAGGUCUUGAUGUGAAUGUGAGGUUCACUGGUGUACGAGUGUUUGAGUACACACCUGAAUGCAUAGUGUUUGACCUUCUUGAUAUUCCGUUAUACCAUGGAUGGCUAGUAGAUCCCCAGACUGCUGAAAUUGUGAAAGCAGUUGGUAACUGCAGCUACAAUCAGCUGGUGGAGAAAAUAAUUUGUUGUAAGCAGUCAGACAACACUAAGCUAGUUGAUGAAGGUUCCAUAGCAGAACAGUUCCUAAACAACACAGCCACUCAGUUGACCUACCAUGGGUUAUGUGAGUUGACUUCCACUGUUCAAGAAGGAGAACUAUGUGUGUUCUUUAGAAACAACCACUUUAGCACCAUGACCAAACAUAAGGGCCAGCUUUAUCUCCUGGUGACAGAUCAGGGUUUCCUUACAGAAGACAAAGUUGUUUGGGAAAGCUUACACAAUGUAGAUGGGGAUGGAAACUUCUGUGAUUCUGAAUUCCAUCUACGACCUCCAUCUGAUCCAGAAACAGUAUACAGAGGACAGCAAGAUCAGAUAGACCAGGAUUAUCUGAUGGCAUUGUCCUUGCAACAAGAGCAGCAAAGCCAAGACAUUAAUUGGGAACAGAUACCAGAAGGAAUCAGUGACCUUGAACUUGCCAAGAAACUUCAGGAAGAGGAGGACAGACGGGCUUCUCAGUACUAUCAGGAGCAGGAGCAAGCUGCCGCUGCCACUGCUGCUGCCACUGCUGCUCAGGUUCAGCAAGUGCAAGGAGCUGCAUCUCCAUCAACUGGAAGACAAUCUGGGAGUAGUGAGCGGAAAAGAAAAGAACCUCGGGAGAAAGAGCGAGAGAAAGAGAAGAACAGUUGUGCCAUUCUAUAACAGGAGGGGGACUCUACCUGGACCCAAGCACAUAUCCUUGAAACACAAACAAGGAAUUCUAAGGACUCCAAGCUCCACAUGCCGCCUGUGCCUGAUAGCCCCACAGAGGAUGGUGCCCCCAAGACCAUUGAAGUCAUGCAUGCUCUCUUUCAGAGGGAUUUGAAUGAGGCUGCCUCUGCUUUCAAUGCAUUGUGAGAAAAUAACCACCUUUGUGGAGGGGGAGUCCACACUGCCACAGGUUUUGUCCUGUUGGAACAUAACUAACUCAAAAUAUUUGUUAGUAAAUCUGCUUGUCUCUGUGAUGAAAGGAGUUAAGUGGUUCUCAUAUUGGGCUUCUGCCAGAGGUCUGUACAUCAAUUGCCACAAGAGGACUAUUUAUGGUGUGAAAGCAAUCUUUCAGGCUUCUGGGCAUCUUGCAGCCUGUAGCUCACCUGUUUUAUUGGCUUAUGGGCAGGUGUCCCCUGAGCUGUCUUCUACCUAGGUGAGACUUGGGUCUGAAUAGUAUUGGUUAAGAUUACUCAGAAAUGGCAAGAGAAAUGGAGGCUUGUCCCAUAUUUGAGUCAAGCUCACCAUUGUACUUGGCCCUUUUCAAUACAGAUGAGUGAGACCAGAGCUGUUCUAUUAUUUAUUGAUCUCCUCUAUGCAGGAGUAGGUGACUGGAAGGAAAACCUGAUGUGCUGUGAUCUGUGGAAUUAAAAUUGCUUGAUACUUGCCUCACCCCCCUCACCCAAAGUACCUGGGAUGAGUAAUAUGAGGAUGCGUGUGAUUAUAUGCCUUAUCAAGUGUACUGUAGGUAGAUAAUCUGUAUCAUGUCCAUGCAGCUCUAAAGCACACUUCCACAGAGUAUGAAAAUUGUUCCACUGCGCCCUGGGGCUGUGGUCCUAACUGCAUAUGAGAACAAAUCUCCUGGAUUUUGGUGGGACUUACAAGGCAGUUAUGGAGGGAAGGAGCUUUGAAUAUUUGGAAAAGAUACUUGGCUGUAAACACUUAAAGUAGAACUUUGGGGAAUCACAUUUUAUAGAGGACAGCAUACAAAUGAACAUGCUACUUCUCAUAGUACUGAUAAGUUGCUGAUAGGGGUAUUGAAUGUUACUGUCAGAGGGAGGAAAUUCCAGGCCAUCCUCACCAGGAAGGCAUUGGCCUUCAUCCUUUUGAUAACUUUAUAUUUCAUUCCAUAGAGGCUACUUGCUACAA
Messenger RNA from Lacerta agilis (Sand lizard), 3213 nucleotides. RefSeq names its product MINDY lysine 48 deubiquitinase 2 (gene MINDY2). The transcript is spliced from 9 exons. The coding region runs from base 145 to 2019 and encodes 624 amino acids. NCBI's taxonomy places the organism in Eukaryota, Metazoa, Chordata, Lepidosauria, Squamata, Lacertidae. Gene Ontology annotation, biological process: protein K48-linked deubiquitination. Gene Ontology annotation, molecular function: cysteine-type carboxypeptidase activity; cysteine-type deubiquitinase activity; K48-linked deubiquitinase activity. The record is from RefSeq and is a predicted model, not a curated record. Gene Ontology annotation, cellular component: cytosol; cell periphery.